UCGACCACUACCUCGCCGAGAACCAGCGUCUUCGCUACCUUUCCCCGCCAGCCCCCUCCAUCCUCAAAUGCAAACCCUCGUGGCAGGACCCCCCAGUCGAGACGAGUCAGCAGUAGCACUGUCAACAGCGCAAGCCCCAGCACCGAACGCCCUGAACAAGACAAGCCCGUACCUAUCGGCAAGAUCGGUGUUUGUGCCCUCGACAGCAAAGCCAGAAGCAAGCCCAGUCGCAACAUCCUCAACAGACUGAUCAAGGAGGGCGAGUUUGAGGUCAUCGUCUUUGGCGACAAGGUCAUCUUGGACGAAGAUGUCGAGAACUGGCCCGUCUGUGACUUUCUCAUCUCCUUCUUCUCCGAGGGCUUCCCGCUCGACAAGGCUAUAGCAUACGCCAAACUGCGCAAACCCUUCUGUGUUAACGACCUGCCCAUGCAGACCAUUCUCUGGGACCGCCGUAUCUGUCUACAAAUCCUCACAAAGCUCAACGUUCCUACACCCGACCGUGUCGAAGUCAACCGCGACGGAGGUCCCAAGGUUCAGUCUGCCGAUAUUGCUCAGAGAUGUUUCGAAAAGACUGGCCUCCGCUUCCCCGUCUUAGGCAGCCAGCCCGAGACCGAAUCACAACAAGUUGCCAACCCUGUUGUCGAACUGCUGGACGAUGGCGACACCAUUUCAGUCGACGGAAAGACUCUGACUAAGCCCUUCGUUGAGAAGCCUACCGACGGCGAGGACCACAACAUCCACAUCUACUAUCCUAAGAGCCAGGGUGGAGGUGGUAGAAGACUGUUCCGCAAGGUCAACAACAAGAGUUCGGAGAAGGACGAGACCUUGACAGUACCCAGAUCCAUAACGGAACCUGGAAGCAGUUACAUCUACGAGCAGUUCCUUAAGGUGGAAAACGCCGAAGAUGUCAAGGCUUACACUGUCGGUCUUGAUUACUGUCACGCCGAAACCAGGAAGUCUCCUGUCGUUGAUGGUGUCGUCAAGCGUAAUCCCAACGGCAAGGAAGUCCGCUAUGUCACCAGCCUGAACAAGGAAGAAGCUGGCAUGGCCUCGAGAAUUGCCGAUGGCUUCGGCCAGCGUGUCUGUGGUUUCGAUCUGCUGCGCGUGGGCGAGAAGAGUUAUGUUAUUGACGUCAACGGCUGGAGUUUUGUCAAAGAUAACAAUGACUACUAUGACAAAUGUGCCAACAUUCUCAAGGGCCUCUUCAUUCGUGAGAAGGUCAGAGUCGAGAACAAGCAGCAGCAGCAGCAACAACAACCCACAUCCGCACCCGCUUCUGCAUCCGAAGACAACUACGAAAGAGAAGCCCCUGGCACUCACCGCAAGAGCACCGUCUCCAGCCAUCGCAGUCAUCUCAAAUCCGUUUUCCGCUCUGCCAGUGCCAACAGACUGCGCGAGUUGGCCAACAAGAAGCCCGGUUCACCCGAGAUAUCUCAACUUCCUUCUCCCAUCACCUCUCCACCAAGCUUUGGUAAUCUACCCAUGCCACGCAGUCCCGGUAUUCCCCAAGACAACCAACUCCCGCCACCCGCCAUACUUGACGAAAACCAUCAAUACCAGACUUUACAGGAGUCCAUCCACGAAGCUGACGAACACCACGAGCCUGUGCCUGCACCUGCCUCCAAGUCGCAGUGGAAGCUCAAGGGCAUGGUUGCCGUCAUCCGUCACGCUGAUCGUACACCCAAGCAAAAGUUCAAGUUCACCUUCCACACCAAGCCUUUCGUAGAUUUGCUCAAGGGACACCGUGAGGAAGUCUUGUUGGUCGGAGAGGCUGCCCUUAAGAGUGUGCAGGAAGCUGUCAAACAGGCUCUGAUUGAGGGCGAAGAAGACCAGACAAAGCUGCGCACACUGUCAAAUGCUCUCGAUAAGAAGGGAAGCUGGCCUGGUACAAAGGUCCAGAUCAAGCCAAUGUUCCGCAAGAGGAAACAGGAAGAGCUGCCAGCCGAGCUCCAGGACAAGCUCACCGUCGACGAGGAUGGCAACGCCAAGCCAAAGCCGACCCCUCUCCAGGGCGAUGAUGCCAACCACUCGCGUGGUGACUCUAUGGCAGACGUCACUCUUUCCAGAAUCUCCGCUGCCGAGAACAACCUUGUGCUUGACAAGUUGCAGCUUGUCAUGAAGUGGGGUGGAGAGCCUACUCACUCUGCCCGCUACCAAGCCCAGGAUCUUGGUGACAACAUGCGCAAUGACUUGCUCCUGAUGAACAAGGAUGCUCUUAGAGAUGUUCGUGUUUUCUCGUCCUCCGAACGCCGCGUAUCGACCAGUGCUCAGAUCUUCACUGCUUCCUUCUUGAACCAGAAAGAGCUAGAUCCCAACUUCAUUUCUGUCCGCAAGGAUCUGCUUGAUGAUUCAAACGCAGCCAAGGAUGUGAUGGACAAGGUCAAGAAGAAGUUGAAGGGCCUGCUCCGUCAAGGUAAACAAGCACCGGAACAGUUCGCUUGGCCCAAAGACGGCACUCCCGAGCCUUACCUGGUCGUUCGCAGUGUCGUCGAGCUGAUGAAAUUUCAUCGCCGUGUCAUGCUUCAGAACUUUACCAAACUUCGUCCCGAAGGCGAGGGUGGACCACCCAUCAAGAGCCCUCCCAGCAAUGCCUCCUCAGUCAGUCUUGCAGACAGUGCUCCAGAGGGCGUUGACCCCAAGCAGAUCCAAUCUAGAUGGUGCUGCGGUGAAGAUGCUUCCUUGUUCAAGGAACGCUGGGAGAAGCUCUUCAAGGAAUUCACCGAUGCCGAGAAGGUCGAUCCUAGUAAGAUUAGUGAGCUCUAUGACACGAUGAAGUUCGAUGCUCUGCACAACCGACAAUUCCUCGAGUGGGUCUUUACUCCAAGCAACGACAUGGUUGAUGAUGACCAUGAGCGUCCCAAUACUCUGAAGCGUACUGCUUCUGCGGAUAUGAGAGAAGAGUUUGGCCAGACUCACGAGGAUCUUCCCGAGUCCAAGGCUAAGGUCGAUGUCCGUCUUGAAAAGUUAAGAGAGUUGUAUCGCUUCUCCAAAGUUCUGUUCGAUUACAUCGGUCCUCAGGAGUACGGUAUGCUAGAGAGUGAGAAGCUAGAGAUUGGACUUUUGACCAGUCUUCCUCUGCUCAAGGAGAUUGUGACAGAUCUGGAAGAAGUACAAGCAUCCGAAGACGCCAAGUCUUUCAUCUACUUCACCAAGGAGUCACACAUUUACACUCUGCUCAACUCGAUCAUCGAGGGCGGUGUUCAAACAAAGAUUGCUCGCAACGCCAUUCCCGAGCUCGACUAUCUGUCUCAAAUCUGCUUCGAGCUCUACGAAUCACAGAAUGAAGCUACCACUGACGAUCCUGAAGGCAGCUGCUUUAACUACAGCAUUCGUAUCACACUUUCUCCUGGAUGCCACGCUUUCGACCCUCUAGACGUUCAGCUGGACAGCAAGCACUGCAUUGGCUGCACUCCUCGUAGAAGCCUGACACCCCAUGUAGAAUGGAAGGAAGUGCUCGAGACACUGAGAGCCAAGUUCCACACCGUCAAGUUGCCCAAGAGUUUCCUAGCUGUGAACUUGAGCGAGAAG
This is a messenger RNA of Aureobasidium namibiae CBS 147.97, 3528 nucleotides long. RefSeq lists its product as uncharacterized. Gene Ontology annotation, cellular component: cytosol. Lineage: Eukaryota; Fungi; Ascomycota; Dothideomycetes; Dothideales; Saccotheciaceae. The transcript has 2 exons. Gene Ontology annotation, molecular function: inositol hexakisphosphate kinase activity; diphosphoinositol pentakisphosphate kinase activity; 5-diphosphoinositol pentakisphosphate 1-kinase activity. The record is from RefSeq and is a predicted model, not a curated record. The annotation marks the transcript as partial. Gene Ontology annotation, biological process: inositol phosphate biosynthetic process; inositol metabolic process.